Molecule: messenger RNA, 549 nt
Organism: Leishmania braziliensis MHOM/BR/75/M2904
Lineage: Eukaryota; Euglenozoa; Kinetoplastea; Trypanosomatida; Trypanosomatidae
Product: cytidine deaminase-like protein
Exons: 1
Coding region: 1-549 (182 amino acids)
Cellular component (GO): cytosol
Molecular function (GO): cytidine deaminase activity; zinc ion binding
Source: RefSeq, a predicted model, not a curated record
AUGUCCGCCAUUAAGUGGUCUUCACCGGUGGUGCUGAAUCAGCUCAUCUCUCUUACAAGACUGCCGGGAGAGAUGCAGCGGGCAGCGGUGGCGGCUGUCACGGCGCACAAGAACUCCUACUCCCCGUACUCGAACUUUUCCGUUGGCGCUGCCCUUCUCCACGACGACGGCAGCGUCACGGCCGGGUGUAACUACGAGAACUGCACGCUGCAAUCCUUCUGUGCAGAGCGCUGCGCCAUUGUGCGAGCCAAUGUGGAGGGUCGCCGGUAUGCUAACGCUGUGGCUGUUUACGGUCGUAGCUACGGCGCUGCCACCGUGGCGCACCCGCCUCCAGCCGACACUCUUUGCACGCCGUGCGGGCUGUGCCGACAGCUGCUGGCCGAGGUGGCUGACCUCUCUCAGAACUUUGGGGAGUUCUUGGUGGUUCUUGUCGCGUACGAUGCGAAGCAGGCGAAGGUGGUGCGUCUAGCAGAUCUCCUACCGGCGAAGUUUGGCCCCGCAGACAUGGGCAUGACCGUAAUGCAGAUGGGCAGCUACCCCUCCGCCUAG